AGAAAUAGCUGGUCGUCUAUAAUUGUUCUAAAAUAUCUCGCGGUGUUGCUGGGUCUCAUGUCGUGAGAAGAAAAAACAUGUUCGUGAAGGCUGCGCACAAUUUCACCAAGAAGGUCGGUUUGGCUCCUCCGGUCACGUGGCUGCGAUUCUUUCCUCAUUACAAAAAGGACACGAUCUUCCGAUUUGACGAUGAGGAGGAAGACAUUGUUGCUCUGACGAUCGACGACGGGCUCUGUAGUUUUGGUGAUGUCCCCUCCAGUGCGGACGCGGAUGAACGAGAAGUAGAUCGAGAAGAUACGAGGAGAAGCGAGCAAGACGCCGAUCUGAAUGCGCAGAGGAGACUCGGAGAGAGGAGAAGCGAAAAAGAAGAUGCGAGGAAUACUUCUGCGGAAAAGGGAGUCGAACAAGGAGACAGUGCGGGUGAGAAAAGAAAUGAAGAACAAGAUGAAGAAGCCACUUCUUGUUCACAAGCCUCUUCUUGUUCUUGUUCACACCCGCGACUGAAUAAAAAUUAUCCAGAUGAAGAUGAACACCAAUCUAUGGCUCCAGAUGUCCUAAACAUUCUCGCCAAGUACAACGCGCGCGCAACGUUCUUUCUUAUCACAGA
Molecule: messenger RNA, 607 nt
Organism: Amoebophrya sp. A25
Lineage: Eukaryota; Dinophyceae; Syndiniales; Amoebophryaceae
Source: the annotation of a GenBank genome assembly